AGGAAGAGACAAGACACUUGGAAAUGCGACUUUGGUUUAAAAGAAUUUGUUAUUAGUUUGCCUUGUAUAUGAGCUUGGUAAAGCAGUAUGUCAGAGAACAAGAAUGCAGGCACUAACAGAAAGGAGCGAAGGUUGUCUUGGUGGAGUGAACAGAGAAAGAAAGACAAGAAAAGAGAAGGUUUGAGGAAAAGCACCCUUACUGUUAGACCAUCAUUAUACACAGAAACCAAAAUAAUCACCCAGGAAAACAACAGUAAACCAAGGGCAGUCAACCAUACCAGGGCCAAAAAGAAACCAGUCAGUGACGAAAAGAACAAUAAGAUCAACAAAACCAAGCCAGUCAAAACCGAACCGAAAACCGAAUCAGAAGCCGGAGAAAGCCCAGCUCCGAGUCCGUCCAAACUCAUGCCCCAGAAGUAUGUCUUGUUUGUCGGUAAUCUCCCAUACACUAUAACCAAAGAACAGCUAGAGGAACAUUUCAGGAAAACAGGUGGUGUGAAAGCUAUAAGGAUUCCAAAAGAGAAGGGAACUGGGAAGAGUAAAGGGUUUGCAUAUGUUGAACUCAAAGACAGGAUAAGCCAUGGAAUAGCCUUAAGGUUGCACCAUACAACAUUGGCUGGACGUAAAAUAAAUGUUGAGUUCACGUCUCAGGGGGGAGGAAAAAGUGAACAACGGAAAGAAAAACUCAAAUUAAAAAACUUAAAGCUUGCAAAAAUGAAGAUGCCUCUGAAGAAUUCAUGAUCUCUUGUGAAAGAUAAAUUUAUCUCAUUUAAAUGAUUCAUUUAGUGUGGAUGGAAUUCCUGCUAUCAAGUUGUGAAAUUAGAGCAUGUGUAGAGAAAAUGACCAUAGAAGUAGUAAAAAAAAAGUGUGGUUAUAUUUAAGGAGAUUAACAGUCGAGUCUGGUGUAUUUGUAUGUGUACAUGCAGGUCAUUAACACUUCAAAGCAGGUACAUUUUGUUGUGGUUAUAGGAAACACAUUUCCAGAUUUAAGCCAUUUGCUAUACAUGUAUAUAAAUUUUAAAGGUAAUUGCCAAGACCAAGGCUUCACAGCAGUUAUUACUGUGUUAGCAAAAACAUGAAUUUUGAUAACAAGUCAGAGUAGAAUGAGUAUUCUGUUAGUGGUAAGCUCUUUGUAUACUGUGUAUACUAUAUUUGCAUAUCAUGUACAAAAAUGUAGGCACAAGGCUUAAUGCUUAUGUUAGGAUCUUCCCAAUUACAAGUUAAUUAGUAUAUCAAAAUAACAACAAAACUAAUAUACAUGUAUACAGGAUACACACAACUUUGUAUGAAUAAUGUUGUUUAAUUUGUUAAUAUUGGCUUGUUGGUGCAUUUUGCCAAACAUUUGGUGCUUAUUAUAUACCUUCACAUAAAAUUUUGAAUCUUUGAAAAACUUUGAGAAUAUUUUUGAAAAUCAGAGAAUUGUAAUCUGCUAUAUCUCCAAGUUUACAGUGGAUCCUCAUUUAUCCGGACGCUCUGGUUCCUUGUCAAUUUGUCCAGAUAUAUGAAGUGACUGGAUAUCUGAAUUACCAGUUAAUCAAGACAAAAUAACGUUAAAAAAUUCUGUUCCGAUGAAAAAUUGUCCGGAUACUGAAGCAUCCGGAUAUCUGAAGGUCCACUGUAUUUCCUUUCAAUAUUUGUAUGCAGGAUCAUUUUCUUAAUGAAUGAUUUUUUUUGUUGUGAAUC
Messenger RNA from Saccostrea cuccullata (small rock oyster), 1683 nucleotides. RefSeq lists its product as uncharacterized. NCBI's taxonomy places the organism in Eukaryota, Metazoa, Mollusca, Bivalvia, Ostreida, Ostreidae. The record is from RefSeq and is a predicted model, not a curated record. Bases 88 to 741 code for a protein of 217 amino acids. Gene Ontology annotation, biological process: ribosomal small subunit biogenesis. Gene Ontology annotation, molecular function: rRNA binding. Gene Ontology annotation, cellular component: nucleolus. The transcript is spliced from 6 exons.